This is a messenger RNA of Diuraphis noxia (Russian wheat aphid), 1882 nucleotides long. RefSeq names its product ankyrin repeat domain-containing protein 13C. Lineage: Eukaryota; Metazoa; Arthropoda; Insecta; Hemiptera; Aphididae. Gene Ontology annotation, molecular function: signaling receptor binding. The record is from RefSeq and is a predicted model, not a curated record. Gene Ontology annotation, biological process: protein retention in ER lumen. Gene Ontology annotation, cellular component: cytoplasm.
CCGUACGUCCGUACAAACGGCGAACUCACAAUAAUUGUCAAUUAUUAUUUAUUAUUAUUUAGACAAAUACGAUGAUAGACAACAACAAAGUAACAAAACAAUAAUAAUAUGGAACACUAUGCACACAGGUAAUUAAAAAUAAUUGGACCAGGACAUUCCGAUGAGCGGCAGCAGUGGUAUGGCGGAAGAACAGAACUUGUCGUAUCCACUGCACGAAUGCGUGUUCGAAGGUGAUGUACAAAAGUUCGCACGGAUGAUGAGGACAGAAGAUCUAUCGAGGAAAGACAAACAUGGUAACACGGCUCUGCAUCUGGCCAUCAUGCUCGGUCGUAAAGAUAUAGUACAAUUGUUGCUUGCUCACAAUGCACCAGUAAAGGUAAAAAACAUAAAUGGAUGGACGCCAUUGUCUGAAGCAAUUAGCUAUGGAGAUCGUCUUACUAUUAUAUCUUUAUUGAAAAAAAUGAAACACCAAGCAAGAGAACAGAUUGAAGAAAGGCGACCUAGUUUGGUAUCUGCACUGAAACAAGUUGGAGAUUUCUAUAUGCAAAUAAAAUGGGACUUCCAAAGUUGGGUGCCAUUAGUUUCUCGAGUUCUACCCUCAGAUCUUUGUCAGAUUCAUAAAAAAGGAACAUCUUUUAGAUUGGAUACUACAUUAGUAGAUUUUGCAAUGAAUGAUAUGAAAUGGGAACGUGGGGAAAUCACAUUUUUGUUUGAUGGUGAUGCUAAACCUCCACAUUCUCUUAUUGUCAUGGAUAAUAAAGCUGGUGUUUACCAAAGAGUCAGAUAUUUAGAAACUGAAUCAGAGAUUGAAGAUGAAGUUGAUUUAAUGAUGAGUACUGAUAUAGUGACUGCUCAAAUGUCUACGAAAUCAAUAACAUUUUCUCGUGCUCAAUCGGGUUGGAUAUUUCGACAAGACAGAAAAGAAACCAUUGGAGAUUUCAAUGCUGAUUUUUAUCAUAUAAAUGGCUUAACAUUAGAACAGAAAAAACGAAGAGAACAUUUGUCCGAAGAAGAUCUACAAAAAAAUAAAGCAAUCAUUGAAAGUUUGACUAAAGGAGGGUGUGCUAUUAGUAUUGAUUGCAAUGGGGAACCUGUAAGAAGAGAAUCACUACUUCCCCCUGUGCCUACAAUGUGUACAUGGAAAGAGUACUUUACAUCUCCAGCGGGACAACACCCAACCCUGGCAAGAGAAAUGGUUUUUAAAAACACGACGAGAGGAUUUAAAGCAACAGUUGCUAUGAGUAUGGAUUUCCCUCUAUCAGUUGCUAUGCUAAUGGAUGUACUUGAAGUUACUGCUCCAUUUAAACACUUYGCUAAACUACGUGAUUUUGUAAAUUUAAAAUUACCACCAGGGUUUCCAGUGAAAUUAGAUAUUCCAAUACUGCCAACAGUGUCUGCUAAGAUCACAUUCCAGGCUUUUGAGUUUCGCGAUGACAUAGAUUCUAAUCUUUUUGAAGUACCAGCGAAUUAUGUUGAAGAUCCAUCUAGGUUUCCAGAUUUAUGACGAUUUUUGAGUUCCGCAAUGUUAUCAUAGAUUCAGAAAUAUUUAAAGGUGCCAUCAAAUGUUAUCAUAGUUUCCUCCUAAGUUUACAGAAUUGCUUAGGUUUGGUAAAAAUGUAUUGAUCAACUUAAUACAUAUAAUUUGAUCAAUGUAAUUUAUUGUUGUGAUAUGCACACUAAACCAUUGUAUUCAUUGCUGUAUGUACCUCUUACCUACCAUAAUUUUCAAGAGAAAACACUUUGAAAUUAAUGACUAUUAUUAUUAUUUAUUUAUUUAUUUUUACUUCUUGAGAAUUCUUUGCAAAACAUUUGAUUUUACUAAUUUAUUUUUUGCACAGAGUUUUUUUAAUUMUAAUAUUUAUUAUAAAUGUGUUACAAAAUA